Messenger RNA from Aspergillus eucalypticola CBS 122712, 1228 nucleotides. Its product is annotated as glycoside hydrolase family 88/105 protein. The transcript has a single exon. The record is from RefSeq and is a predicted model, not a curated record. The coding region runs from base 61 to 1158 and encodes 365 amino acids. NCBI's taxonomy places the organism in Eukaryota, Fungi, Ascomycota, Eurotiomycetes, Eurotiales, Aspergillaceae. Gene Ontology annotation, biological process: carbohydrate metabolic process.
CAUACUGCAGCACAAUCAACCACCCCAUCAGCAAUUCUCCUCAAUUCCACAUCUCCCACCAUGGCUUCUACAACUCCUCCCGCUGUCAGGUCCAAGAUUGACCUCCUCAUCACCAACCUCGUCAACAUCCAAGACAAAACCGGUCAAUUCCUCCUCCCCCUCGCCGAUGGCCGCAUCAUCGAUACUAAGUCCUGGCACGGCUGGGAGUGGACACACGGUAUCGGCCUCUAUGGUAUUUGGAAAUACUACGAGAUGACCGGCUCCCCACACCUCCUGCAGAUAAUCGAGGAUUGGUUCGCCGCCCGUUUCGCAGAAGGCGGCACCACCAAGAACAUCAACACAAUGGCCGUCUUCCUCACACUUGCCUACGUUUACGAGAAGACGCAAAACCCCAUUUAUCUUCCCUGGCUGGAUUCAUGGGCCGAGUGGGCCAUGCAUGAACUCCCACGCACUAAGCAGGGUGGAAUGCAGCAUGCUACGUACCUCACCGAGAAUUACCAGCAAUUGUGGGAUGAUACGUUGAUGAUGACUGUGAUGCCGUUGGCGAAGAUUGGAAAGUUGCUGAAUCGACCGGAGUAUGUAGAGGAGGCCAAGCGUCAGACGUUAGUGCACGUAAAGUACUUGGUGGAUACGAGCACCGGUCUGUGGUUUCAUGGGUGGACGUUUGAGGAGGGAGGACAUAACUUUGCUCGGGCGAGGUGGGCGCGCGGUAAUAGUUGGGUGACGAUGGUCAUCCCGGAGUUUGUUGAGUUGUUGGAAUUGAAGGAGACGGAUCCCAUUCGCCUGUUCUUGUUGGAUACGUUAGAGGCCCAAUGCGAGGCAUUGAUGGGCCUGCAGGAGGAAUCGGGCUUUUGGCACACUCUGCUUGACCAUCCUGAUUCGUACGUCGAGGCUUCCGCCACGGCAGGCUUUGCAUAUGGUAUCCUCAAAGCUGUUAGGAAAAGGUAUCUGCCAAAGAAGUAUCGGGUAGUUGCAGAGAAGGCUAUUCAAGCAGUGUUGGGCGCCGUCGAUGAGACAGGAGAACUGCAGCAGACGAGCUUUGGAACCGGCAUGGGAGAUUCUUUGGACUUCUAUAAGAACAUUCCUUUGACAGCCAUGCCAUAUGGACAGGCCAUGGCUAUAAUGGCGCUGGGCGAGUACCUCCGGGGAUAUCUGUAGGAAUGUACCAUCCUUUUCCGCUUUUUAGAUAGCAUAUAGAGCAUGGCAUCAACUUUUGGUUCAGUUAAAA